AUGGCGGACGUCGCGAUGCAGCCGGGCAUCGCCAAGCUCGAGUUCGCGAUGGGCGCCCACGGUCUCGUUUGGGCCACCGGGACCACCACGGUGGAGCGCGUCUCGUGCCAGGCGCGCCUCCUGGGCGUUCGCCCGGGGUGGAGCAUCAGCAUGAUUAACGGCGUAGCGGCCAACGACAGCGCCACUUGCUGGCACGAGCUGCUGAAGUGCAAGAAGUCGGGCCAGAAGUACAACGUCUACUUCACCAAGGACGAGGCCUCCAUCCGCGCCGACCAGCAGAAGGCGGAGGCGGAGCGCGCGAAGAAGAUGAAGGACUUGGAGGAAAGUAGGCGCCAGGAGGAGACGGCGAAGAAAAUCCGCGAGGACGCCGACAAGAAGCGGGCGGACGAGCUCGCCGCGAAGAAGCAGGAGUACUGGGAUAAGAGGCCAAAGACGCCCCCGCGGACGCCGGAGCGGGCGGCGAGGCCGCCGCGGAGGCGGACGCGGGCGGCGAGGCGGCCGAGGCCGACGCGCCCGAGCCCGCGGAGGAGGCGCCCGCGGGCGCCGGCGGCGAGGGCGCCCCGGCGGAGGAGGACACGGACAUUAACAGCAAGAGUAUUCAGCGCUACUUUUAUCGCAAGCUUCGCUUCUCCCUGCCCGUCGCCCUCAAGGCAUCGCGGGCGGGGGCCGAGUCCAAGGGCGCCCUCGAGGGCGCCCUCGAAGCUUUGGCCGUCCCGAAGAAGCUCAUGCUCGUGCCCAAGAACGCGCUCGUCGACUUGGCGCCGCCGGCCAGGAAGCUGGAGGACAUCGUCAAGAACUGGAACAGCUGGCGAAGCCGACCCAGGUCCGUCAGCGCCAGUCAGGACGCCGAGGCGGUUGCGGCCGCGCUCGGCCCGCCGCUGCAGUCCAUGGCGGGCCACCUGCAGGACCGAUGCGGCCUCCGCCGUGGGCGCGGGCUGCGCGGGCGGCAGGGACGGCAUCGACCUCAUAGCGUUCGAGGCGCGCGAGGCGCUGCAGGGGGCCCGCAACCUGGCGGCCAAGCUGCUGGGCGAAGAGCCUCAGGAGCCGCCAGCGCCGCCUCCCCUGAACGAGCCGCAGGGACUGGCGCUGAUCGCGGGUCAGACCGACGAGGUCUCCCAGGUCCUGAAGGAGGCCGCGGAGGUGGCCGCCAUGGCGCUCGAGCUGCAGAAGAAGCAGGAGGAGAAGAAGAAAAAGUCCAGGUCGCGGUCCAGGAAGCGAAGGCGCAAGCGUUCCACGAGCUCGUCCUCGUCCUCGGGCAAGAAGAAAAAGAAGAAAAAGGACUAGAGGGCGUGAUGAGCCUGGCCAUUCCUGUGCGGGAGCCAUGUGUCCUGCUUGCCGGCGGCGCGGGGGCGAAACAGUAGGUCCGAACGGCCGCCGCUUGGCGAUGGCAGCCCGCGUGCCGACUUUGCCCUAUUGGCUAUUGAGGGUGAGGAGCAGCAGGACCCCCCCCCGCCCUCGUCUCGCCCCGCGCGGGGCCGCGCGGUCUGGUGCUCGCACCUGCAGCCUUGGCCUUCGGCGUGUGACCGGCCGCCGCCUGCUCGCCCCCGUCUCUCGGGGCUCAAGGAUCUGCACGAACGAAAUGGGCACGGAAAGAAUGGUUACAAUGCCCAACAGCAGUUCUUGUUCAUUUGAACAGGACUCGCUGUCCGCGCCGCCGCGGCCUGUGUCCAUUUGAGACAGAAGGCCGCCUGCCCAACAGCGG
This is a messenger RNA of Prorocentrum cordatum, 1702 nucleotides long. NCBI's taxonomy places the organism in Eukaryota, Dinophyceae, Prorocentrales, Prorocentraceae. The record is from the annotation of a GenBank genome assembly.